UACUUACCUAUGGUCGGUUGUCUCUGGAGCCAGCACACGCACGACAGAAACUUAACCCCGGUUUCUUGAGGACAGAACUGCUGCAAACAUGGUGCUGAAGGCUGUCUGCGUGCUGAAAGGAGCUGGAGAAACCACUGGGACUGUUUAUUUUGAACAGGAGAGUGAAUCCUCCCCUGUGAAGUUGACAGGGGAAAUCAAAGGCCUUACUCCUGGUGAGCAUGGUUUCCAUGUCCAUGCUUUUGGAGACAACACAAACGGGUGCAUCAGUGCAGGCCCUCACUUCAAUCCUCAAAACAAGACUCAUGCUGGUCCUAAUGAUGCAAAUAGGCAUGUUGGAGACCUGGGAAACGUGAGUGCAGGAGGAGAUAAUGUUGCGAAAAUUGACAUCACUGACAAGGUCAUCACCCUCGCUGGUCCCUUCUCCAUCAUUGGCAGAACCAUGGUGAUCCAUGAGAAGGCUGACGAUCUGGGAAAAGGAGGCAAUGAAGAAAGUCUAAAGACUGGCAAUGCAGGUUCACGUCUGGCCUGUGGAGUCAUUGGCAUCACCCAGUAAACAAACUGCUCAAACAUGGAGCAAGAGCACUGGAAGCAACUUUCCCCCUAAGCACUUAGAAGACCAACAUAGCUACUUGACAUGACCGUUUGUUCUUUUCAAUACUCUGUGGCUUGUUAUUUAGUAACUAGUCAGGAGAGUAAGUGAGCCGUGCUUUACCUUGUCUGUUCCGCACAACAAUUGUAUAUGUGGUUUUUAUGUCUGUUGAUCAGGUUUGGUCCCAAAGAAUUGGCAACGCACAAGUAAUAAGCUGAUGUAUCAAUAAAUUAUGGUUCAUCUGGA
Scomber japonicus (chub mackerel) is the source of this 835-nucleotide messenger RNA. RefSeq names its product superoxide dismutase 1, soluble (gene sod1). Gene Ontology annotation, biological process: removal of superoxide radicals. The record is from RefSeq and is a predicted model, not a curated record. Gene Ontology annotation, cellular component: peroxisome; nucleus; mitochondrion. Gene Ontology annotation, molecular function: superoxide dismutase activity; copper ion binding. The transcript is spliced from 5 exons. NCBI's taxonomy places the organism in Eukaryota, Metazoa, Chordata, Actinopteri, Scombriformes, Scombridae. Bases 89 to 553 code for a protein of 154 amino acids.